Messenger RNA from Xenia sp. Carnegie-2017, 1584 nucleotides. RefSeq lists its product as uncharacterized. Lineage: Eukaryota; Metazoa; Cnidaria; Anthozoa; Malacalcyonacea; Xeniidae. The transcript has a single exon. Bases 414 to 1334 code for a protein of 306 amino acids. The record is from RefSeq and is a predicted model, not a curated record.
UAAAAAAUUGAAAAGUGUCAAGCACUAGAUUAUGUUCUAAGCUUUUAAAAAAAACUUUACUCAUUGAAUUUGGAUCAUUGGUUCCCAAGAUAUCAUGUUCGCAGCGAAGUUCAUUUAUUGGCUAAUUAGGGGCCGCCAUGUUGGAUAAUUAGUGUAAUUAGUGAUUUUUUAAUUUUUUUUUUCCAUUAGUUAAUUCUCUUCAUUAAAGUCUUUCAAAUACUGAUAGUUUCUUAUAACUAUCUUUAAAAAUGAAAAAAAUUCAAUUUUUUGUAUAUGACCACCUUAAACAACCGGCAUUUCCUAAAAGGGGGCAUCCCUAUCGCUAAGAGGGGAUUUCCCUCUUUUUGCCAUAGUUUCUAUUAUCAGCAGCUGCUCCUUCUGAGAAUCAUCUAUCGACUUUUCUUUGAGACACAAUGUUAGCCGACGACGCGUUCUGUGUUGGUGCCUCUGUGAGUUAUGUAUUUUUAUUUUUUGUACUCACCGUGUAUAAGUAUGAAGUCAUGUUCAGGACUUGCGUCAUUCUGGUGGCUUUACUUGGCUACUUUCUACCUUUUCUUUACGUAAUUCCCUACGUCUUUGUUGCUUUACGAGUUUUUGUUGGAAUGAAUGUGGAGACAGAUCAAAAACUUUACAUAGCAAGGCUCAUCGAUUACAAAGACAUGGACAAGGCGGAUUUUAGUGGUUCCACGACUCUUAGUCAUUGGGCGGUGGUGAUACAAGAUGUCGAUCGUUAUAUCUACACGCAUGCCGUGAGGAAUGUUGUUUGGGGGGAAGGAGAAAAGAGGCGGUUCGAAGAAAUGGAGCAUAAAGACAAAUAUAUUCUCCAUCAUGUUGGCUUUGUCACUCGAAAGAGGAGAGAUGAGAAAAUGAGUGAAUUAGUUGAUGACGAAGUUAUGGCGUCCGGCAACAGUUGCCAGGAAUAUGCAGUCGACAUUGCGUUUCAGCUGUCGAGUUCUCGAACUUACACUUUUGUUAAAAUGAUGACAUUACCGCGAUUUCGAAACACAGUUUUCUACGUUUCAAUAUUUUUGUCGAUAGUUCUGAAAGUCUUCAACUACACCUACGCUGGUCUGUUGAAUCCGCUUAUCAUUGCAAAUGUGUUUUGUGCCUGGGAACUAUCUCGUAUAGGGAUCCACAAUGAAAUGCAGAAUUUUCAUUUCCGAUAUAUGGUCUCGGUUAUAAGGGCAUACGUUAUAUACCCGACAAGAGCGAACAUUUAUUCCCUCUUGCUCAUUUGCGUGAUGCUUGUGUAUCUUUACCAGCGACUGGGCAUAGAAGAGUGCAUUAUUUUGUCAUGCUUACUGGCUGUGAUUGCUCUCAUGCGCUUGCGCUGAAAACGGUUCGAAGAAAUUUUUGAAUAAUAUAAAUUUGGUCCACUUGUCCUCAGCAUGUUUUUAUAUUUAAGAAUUGAAAGAUGUUUGCUGUGUUUGCACGCGCUUAUGCAAACCGAGGAGACCUUUGGGGGAACUUGAGAGCUGAUCAGUUGAAGCCUGAGACGCAAGGCCGUGGUUUGCACCCUUGCACCUGCUCGAGAGUUCUCACAAACACCUCCGAGGUUGCAUCAGCCUGUGCAAACACGAAAAA